AUGAAGCUCAAUUUUUACGAAGAGUACGACAAGCGACACAUUUAUCGGCUGAUCGAGCUGCCCGAGCAGAUUAUCGGCGAGCUACGGGAGGAAGAGGAGGAGUACAAAAAAACCAAGGAACUGCAACAUUACUCACUGACUCUGAGAGGCAAGGAUCGGCUCGUUCUGUGCAACAAAAACACGACGUGGAACGUCAAGCAACGGAGCCAAAGCAACACCCUUCAUCUGGUGGAGACACGUGACGAUGGUCUCGCCAGCAUUUGCAUCACCCAGCCCAUUUUGGAGUGCACUUUGAGUGAAUCGCCUCAGUUGGACACCUCUGAUCUGCCCUGUUACGACGGAGACAGUAUCAUGGGAGACCCGCGCAUCGCCAAGCACGAUCUGGACUCGUUAAGGAACCGCAGCAGCAUGUCUGGAGUGCAAUUCGACCAGGUUUGGGCGCAAAUUGGAGGAGUGGAAGUCGAUGGAGUGGCAUGUGUGCUGGCUGAUAGUCUGAUCAAGGAGACAAUAGACGAUAUUCUGACCUCGCUAGCAUCACAGAAGCAGCAGCUUAACCUGGUGAGUGCAUCUGACGUGGUGUCUGAUACUUCUCCAGCAGUAGUUACGGCAGUGUUGAAGAUGUUUGCUACAACGCCCAUUGAGCCCUACAAUCUCGAUCUCGCGCACAUCAUCAGCUGGAUUGGCAAAAACGCCCUUGGCGAGCCGGUGCAGAUCGAACAGUUUAUGAUCAUGUGGAAAAACUCGAUUCCCAUGAUCUUUGACGAGGAUAUGGUCUCCCUGGACCUCAUCAAAGGCUCCUAUGCUCUUUGUGAGACUAUGAUUCACAAGCUCAGCGAAAGUGAUUUGCCGCGUGACCCCAAGGAGCGGUUUGCUCGACUGUUCCAGAUCAAGGACAAGUGGGAACUGGACGAAAUCACACCGUUCAUUGAACCCAUCAAGAUGAACAAGAGCACCAAGACGGAGAACUUUGUGCUCAAGUACGCUAAGAAGAGAAAGAUCGGCGGCAAGGUGAUGGUUUGUCGAGAGUGA
Messenger RNA from Yarrowia lipolytica CLIB122, 1029 nucleotides. RefSeq lists its product as uncharacterized. Lineage: Eukaryota; Fungi; Ascomycota; Dipodascomycetes; Dipodascales. Gene Ontology annotation, biological process: mitotic sister chromatid cohesion; maintenance of mitotic sister chromatid cohesion. The record is from RefSeq and is a predicted model, not a curated record. Gene Ontology annotation, cellular component: chromatin; Ctf18 RFC-like complex; chromosome, centromeric region.